CUGUUUCACUAAAUUGAGAUUUGAGACUUCAGUACACAUAAUAUUUUUCGAUUAAGGUUAGGUGUAUUGCGUGAAACAUUAUAAACAGUGAAAGAUUUAUCCAGUGAAGAAAAACAAUUCACAAUGCCGUUCAUGAUAGGAAGAGCACCCCUUCGACGCACUCUAAAUUACUUGAACGGUGGAAAACUUGUUCUUAAAGAUAAAAUUAAGAUCUUCUCUGUAGCUUACAAUAUUAUUGGCCAAAACAAUGCAGGAGCUAAAGAUUUCGUUUUCUGGUAUUUACCACAGAUCCAGUAUAAAAAUCCAGAUGUCCAAGUAGCUACAUUAAAGAACCUAACACCUACACCAUUUAUUAAAUGUUACUUAGAAGAUGGUAAACAAAUUUUGGUAGACAUUGACAAUAAAUCAAAAGAAGAGAUCCUUGAACAUCUUUUACAUACUAUCGGGAAAUCAAAACAUGAUCUGGAAGCUGAAGCUAUAGCUGCUGAGAAGAAAGAUAACCCUGCUAACUUUGGUGCUGGAUGUGAAAGAGCUUGCAUGUGUGAAAUUUAUGGACAAGUCCCCUGCUCUGGUGUUGUAACCUUACCCAAAGUGAUGAGAGGAAAAUAUAAAAAUGCAGAUUAGUUAGUUUUGUGCAGUUUUUAGUCAUUAGUUAGUGUACAAAUAAAGUAAGUUUUGUUA
Pieris rapae (cabbage white) is the source of this 681-nucleotide messenger RNA. RefSeq names its product probable 28S ribosomal protein S25, mitochondrial (gene mRpS25). The record is from RefSeq and is a predicted model, not a curated record. The transcript has a single exon. Gene Ontology annotation, cellular component: mitochondrion. NCBI's taxonomy places the organism in Eukaryota, Metazoa, Arthropoda, Insecta, Lepidoptera, Pieridae. Bases 124 to 624 code for a protein of 166 amino acids. Gene Ontology annotation, molecular function: structural constituent of ribosome.